Argiope bruennichi is the source of this 888-nucleotide messenger RNA. RefSeq names its product UDP-N-acetylglucosamine transferase subunit ALG14 homolog (gene Alg14). The transcript has 5 exons. The coding region runs from base 182 to 850 and encodes 222 amino acids. Gene Ontology annotation, biological process: dolichol-linked oligosaccharide biosynthetic process. The record is from RefSeq and is a predicted model, not a curated record. Gene Ontology annotation, molecular function: ATP binding; hydrolase activity; DNA binding. NCBI's taxonomy places the organism in Eukaryota, Metazoa, Arthropoda, Arachnida, Araneae, Araneidae. Gene Ontology annotation, cellular component: UDP-N-acetylglucosamine transferase complex.
UGUAUUGUUUAUGUUUAUGUUGAAAAAUGCAUGUAUGUAGUGAAAUUUGAUAGUUACAAUUCGAAGUAACUGGAAGUAAUUUUGGGUGAUUUCUUAUUCGAGUUCGAGUAAUAACUAUAAUAAUUUGCCUACUUUUUAUUUUUGUUUCUUAAAUAAAGCAAAAUAAAAAGCUAUUUACAUUAUGUCCAAGGAAAUUUUCUACUUUUUUCAAAAUGUUGUAUGUACAUUAUUGUGCCUGUUUAUUGUUCGUAUUUUUAUAGUCUAUUUACGAAUUCAUAAAUCAAAACAAGUUUUACCUAGAGCCAAAUCGCUUUCUGUAAAAGUGAUGAUUCCUUUAGGAUCAGGAGGUCAUACAUUUGAAAUGUUUCGUUUAAUUCAGAACCUCAGCGAAAAGUUCAGACCCCGAAUUUAUGUGCUUGCUGAUACCGAUAGCCUUAGUGAACAAAAAGCAAAAUCUUUUGAAGAGGCAUUGCCAAGUAAGUCUGCUACAGAAUCCUACAUAAUAGAAAAAAUACCUCGUAGCAGAGAAGUUGGACAGUCAUGGUUGUCAACUAUAUUUACUACUUUAAGAGCUUGUAUCAUUGCACUUCAUUUAGUAUUGAAACACAAACCUGAUCUUAUAGUGUGCAAUGGACCUGGUACAUGUGUACCACUGUGUGGUGCAGCUUUUUUACUACAUGUGUUGGGAUGGAAACAGAUCAAAAUAGUUUAUGUUGAAAGCAUAUGUCGAGUUAAAACAAUGUCAUUGUCUGGUAAAAUCUUGUAUCACUUAGCAGAUCGAUUUUUUGUUCAGUGGCCAGGGCUGAAAGAAAAAUAUCCACGUGCAAAAUACAUUGGUAAACUGAUUUAAAGAAAUUGUAAAGUCAAAAAUAAAUUAUUUAUUCAUUA